Phragmites australis (common reed) is the source of this 3763-nucleotide messenger RNA. Its product is annotated as DNA-directed RNA polymerase 1B, mitochondrial-like. Gene Ontology annotation, molecular function: DNA binding; DNA-directed RNA polymerase activity. The coding region runs from base 119 to 3136 and encodes 1005 amino acids. The record is from RefSeq and is a predicted model, not a curated record. Lineage: Eukaryota; Viridiplantae; Streptophyta; Magnoliopsida; Poales; Poaceae. Gene Ontology annotation, cellular component: mitochondrial DNA-directed RNA polymerase complex. Gene Ontology annotation, biological process: mitochondrial transcription. The transcript has 19 exons.
UCGAGUGUCAGGUGGCAAGGGUUUAAGCCGGCCGAAGCGAAGUCGGCGUGCCACCGUCCCCAACCCCUGCUCCCGCUUGGCGGCGGCGCCACCCUCCCUGCCCCGCGCCCUCCUGUUGAUGCUCUCAGCCCUAACUCCGACCACUGCGGCCGUCUACCCCUCGCCUCUAGCUCGCCCUGCUCUCUUCCCCCCGGCGCAAACCCUAGCCCCUACCCGCGCACCCCUCAUGUGGCGCCGCCUCCCCGCCCGCCGCCUCGCCUCCGCCCUCCUCUUCUCCUCCCUCCCGCGCGCCGCCGCCCCGCACCCCCCUACUCCUUCUCUGUACUGCGAGCUCCUUCCCGCGGCCUCCGGUCUCCGCCCGCCCCCCUGUCUCCCCCCGUGGCAGCAGCCGCGGUUCGCCUCCUCCUCUGCCGCCGCGGCCGAGGCGGUGUCCUCCGAGGAGGCUGAGGAGCUGCACCACGCGCUCGAGGAGAUCGUCCGCGCUGAGCCGAAGCAGCAGCCGCCUCAACGGGCUGCGGGGGAGGCGGCAGGGAGGAACCGGCGGCGGAGGAGCGGGCGGGGCCGGCAGGCGGCGGUGACGGCGGCGGAGCAUGGGAUGACGUUCCACAAGUACACGGCGCUGCGGCGGCGGCAGAUCCGGAUCGAGACGGAGGCGUGGGAGCAGGCGGCAAAAGAGUACCGCGAGCUGCUCGCGGACAUGUGCGAGCAGAAGCUCGCGCCCAACCUGCCGUACGUCAAGUCGCUCUUCCUUGGCUGGUUCGAGUCGCUGAGGGACCAGAUCAUCUCAGAGCAGGAGCUCGUGGCGGAGCGCGGGGCGCGCGCCUCCCACGCCCCGUACUUCAACAUGCUUCCGGCCGACAUGAUGGCCGUUAUCACCAUGCACAAACUCAUGGGCCUGCUCAUGACGGGCAGUGGAGACGGGAGUGUUCGAGUCAUACAGGCUGCGUGCCAGAUCGGCGAGGCAGUCGAGCACGAGGUUCGAAUCCACAAAUUUCUAGAGAAGACAAAGAAAAAGAGCAACAAAGAAAUAGACAAUGAAGAAGAAGUUGGUGAUUCGGACAUUGCCAAAGAACAUCAGCGUCUAAGAAAGAAAGUUUCUGAUCUGAUGAAAAAGCAAAAAUUACGGCAAGUAAGGAAUAUAGUGAAGAGUCAAGAUAACUCCAGGCCAUGGGGUCAAGAUGGUCAAGCAAAAGUUGGUAGUCGUUUGAUUGAGCUAUUUAUUGAAACAGCACAUAUACAACCACCUGCUAGCCAGUCAUCAGAUGGUCCACCUGACAUCCGUCCUGCUUUCAGACAUGAAAUGAGAACCGUGCCGAAAGAACAACAGAAGAAUAGUCGCCGAUAUGGUGUGAUCAAGUGUGAUCCAAUGGUGCGGCAAGGCCUGGAUAGAACAGCAAAGCACAUGGUCAUCCCGUACAUGCCUAUGUUGAUUCCCCCGAUCUGUUGGACCGGAUAUGACAAGGGAGCACACUUGUUUUUGCCAUCCUAUGUGAUGCGCACCCAUGGAGCUAGGCAACAGAGGGAGGUUGUAAAAAAGGCUCCAAGGGAACAAAUGCAAUCAGUUUUUGCGGCCUUGAAUACUCUUGGAAGCACAAAGUGGAGGGUCAACAAAAGAGUUCUUAGUAUUAUUGACAGAAUAUGGUCAAGUGGUGGCCGACUUGGUUGCUUGGUUGAUAGAGCUGAUGUUCCCCUACCAGAAAAGCCAGACACUGAAGAUGAAACUGAGCUGAAGAAGUUUAGGUGGCACAUGAGGUCGGUGAAGAAGGCAAACAGGGAAAUGCAUUCUCAGAGAUGUGAUGUUGAACUAAAACUCGCCGUCGCUCGAAAAAUGAAGGAUGAAGAGGGGUUUUACUAUCCACACAAUCUUGAUUUUAGAGGUCGUGCUUAUCCAAUGCAUCCUUACUUGAACCACUUGGGUUCAGAUCUUUGUCGUGGCGUUUUGGAGUUUGCUGAAGGUCGGCCACUUGGCGAGUCAGGCUUACGCUGGUUGAAAAUACACCUAGCAAAUUUGUAUGCUGGUGGUGUUGACAAGUUAUCAUAUGAUGGCCGAAUUACAUUUACCGAGAAUCACUUGGAGGAAAUAUUUGACUCAGCUGAUAGGCCUCUAGAAGGCAAACGAUGGUGGCUUGGGGCUGAGGAUCCAUUCCAGUGCCUGGCAGUAUGCAUGAAUCUUACUGAAGCUUUAAGAAGCUCCUCACCAGAAACAACGAUCUCACAUAUUCCUGUGCAUCAGGAUGGUUCUUGUAAUGGCCUGCAACACUAUGCGGCUCUUGGGAGGGAUAAGUUGGGAGCCAUCGCUGUCAACUUAGUCACUGGAGAGAAGCCUUCAGAUGUUUACUCCGAAAUAGCUGCCAGGGUGGUGGAAAUUAUGAGGAGAGAUGCACAAAAAGAUCCUUCUACAGAUAUUGAAGCAACACGUGCUCGUCUGAUAGUUGAUCAGGUGGAUAGAAAGCUGGUAAAGCAAACUGUGAUGACAUCCGUGUAUGGUGUCACUUAUGUUGGAGCACGUGAACAAAUAAAACGAAGAUUAAAGGAGAGGGGGGUCAUUGGUGACGACACAGAACUUUUUGGUGCAUCGUGCUAUGCUGCUAAGGUUACACUGACAGCACUUGGUGAGAUGUUCCAAGCUGCCCGUAGUAUCAUGAACUGGCUUGGUGACUGUGCCAAGGUAAUUGCUUGUGAAAACGAACCAGUGAAAUGGACAACCCCUCUUGGGCUUCCAGUUGUUCAACCAUAUCGCAAACUAGGGAGGCAUCUUAUUAAAACAUCGUUACAAGUCCUGACCCUUCAACGGGAGACUGAUAAGGUUAUGGUCAAGCGGCAGAGGACAGCUUUCCCACCAAACUUUGUGCAUUCCCUUGACGGCUCUCAUAUGAUGAUGACUGCUGUUGCUUGCAGAAGGCAAGGUCUUACCUUUGCAGGAGUUCAUGAUUCAUAUUGGACCCAUGCUUGUGAUGUUGAUACAAUGAACAAAAUACUUCGGGAGAAGUUUGUGGAGCUAUACGAUACACCUAUUUUAGAAAAUUUGUUGGAGAGCUUUGAGAAAUCUUUCCCUAAGGUUAAAUUCCCACCAUUGCCAGAGAGGGGAGAUUUUGAUCUAAAGGAUGUCCUAGAGUCUCCAUAUUUUUUCAACUAGCUCAAUUAUGGUGAAAUUGCAUUGUCCUACACUGCUGCUCGGUUGUGGCCUAACGCCCAUCCUGAGUUCUGAGGACAUAGCUGCCAACUCCAAUGAAGCUAAUUCUUUUGCUGGGUGAUGUACCACCUUGUAAACAGCGUGCAUGGGCAUAACCUAAGGAGUGGAUUUAAGAAGGUAUUCAGAAGAUGCUAUAGAUCUGCUGUACAAGUUCAUACUUUGUGUAGUCAGACCUUGAAAUUGGCAAUUAAAAAGUAUGCUCAGGAAGUGGUUCGCGGUUUUGUGCAAACAACAUAGCCAAAUAAGUGGAAGCCAUGAUCAAGCUCAAUGGAGAGGGUUUUGCUGUGCUUAGGCUUUAGUGUAGUUUUGAUCGAUGCCUUCUUUUUUUCUUCCUUUUCCCUUUUUGAUCACAAUGCUCCCGAGUAGCAUGAACACAUUUCUAAAGCUAUCCCUGUAAAUGUAAUUUUGUAAUUUUUGGGCCUGUUCACUAAUGUUUUUGUUGUGGUUGGUUUAUAGAGGCGUGUUCAGCCGAGUGGAACAAUGCUCGGCUGGUGCUGACAAAAGAUUGUUUUAUAGUUUAUUAUAGUUGUAAGGUAAUAUUUUUAAUAAUAAAGUUAUAGUUCAUCUUUC